Messenger RNA from Aspergillus clavatus NRRL 1, 834 nucleotides. RefSeq lists its product as uncharacterized. The coding region runs from base 1 to 834 and encodes 277 amino acids. The transcript has 2 exons. Gene Ontology annotation, biological process: transmembrane transport. NCBI's taxonomy places the organism in Eukaryota, Fungi, Ascomycota, Eurotiomycetes, Eurotiales, Aspergillaceae. The record is from RefSeq and is a predicted model, not a curated record. Gene Ontology annotation, molecular function: transmembrane transporter activity.
AUGGUCUCGAUCCUCAUCUCCCUGUCGUGGGCGGGGACGCAAUACGCGUGGUCCUCUUACCACGUCAUCGUCCCCCUGGUGCUGGGGUUCGCGGGCUCCGCGGCCUUUGUGCUCUACGAGGCCUCAAGCUUCUGUGUCAACCCGACCAUGCCCCUGCACAUUUCUGCACACGCUCUCCAGCGUGUCGGUGAUCUUCUCCCGACCAUUUUGUUCAUGAUCCCCGGCGCUAUCACUGGCGGAACCUUGCUCUCCAAAUUCGGCCGCUACCGUCCCCUCCAGCAUGCGGGCCUCGCGCUGAUGAUUAUUGGGUUUGGUCUCCUGACCCUCCUUGACGCCAAUUCCAACACGGGAGAGUGGGUGGGCUACCAACUUCUUGGUGCAUUCGGUACAGGUCUUGCGCUGCCGGUUCUUCUUCCCGCAGUUCAGGCCCCACUUACUGAGGAGGAUACAGCACAGUGCACCGCAGUGUGGUCCUUUAUGCGUACUGUUGGCUUUAUCUGGGGUGCAACCAUUGCCACAGCUGCUUUUAAUAAUCAGUUCAACAUUCUGGUGCCUCGCAUCACUGACACCGCCAUUGGUAGCCAGCUCACUAAUGGGCGGGCAUAUGAGUAUGCCACUAAGAUCUUUAUUGACUCUAUCACGGAUCCCAUCACAGUCGCAGAGGUCCGGUCUGUUUAUGUGGAUUCACUUAAUGUGGUUUGGUAUGUAAGCCUGGCUUUUGCAGGCCUAGGAUUCCUGCUGGUGUUCUUGGAGAAGGAAGUUCCCCUAAGAAAGGAGCUUGAUACCAAAUUCUCCAUGGAGAAGAAAGAAAAGAAGACCAAGACAGAUGCAUAA